CUCCCUCCAUCGAUGCCCCACCUUACUAACUUCAUCUGUUUUUCAUACCAUUAUAAAACCCUCCUCAAUCUUCAUUCUCCACAUCGACCACAGCAAUUGCAUUUUCAGCAAGCUAGCAAUUCACUGCCCAAUAAAAAAUGAAGCUACAAUCUCUCUUAUCAUUUUCACUGAUGCUUCUGUUCCUCCACUGCUCCAGGAUUCUAGCCCAAUCACCUGCUGCAGCUCCAGCUCAUGCAAGAUCAAAAGCACCAGCUCCUGCUCCUCCUCCACCGCCACCACCUGCAGCUGCUGCACCAGCACCUGCUCUAGUCCCUGUGAUUCCUUCAAAAGGCCCUCUCAACGUUGUCAAAGUUCUCCAGAAGGCAGGCCACUUCACAUUCUUCGUCCGUCUCAUAAAAACCACCCAGGAAGAUAUCCAGUUGUUUUACCAGCUCAAUGUUUCCACCGAUGGGGUCAGCAUCUUCGCCCCAACUGAUGGAGCAUUUUCAAGUAUCAUCAGAUCAGGCACUCUGAAUGCUCUGUCUGAUCAACAAAAGAUUGAGUUGGUUCAGUUUCAUAUAAUUCCGAGAUUCCUCUCGACUUCCCAGUUCCAGACUGUGAGCAACCCUUUAAAAACGCUAGCAGGAGCUGGCCAACGAUUCUCACUCAAUGUGACAACAACUGAGAAUUUAGUGAAUGUAACUACAGGACUCACUAAUACAAGUGUAUCAGCAAUUGUCUACACAGAUGGGAAAGUUGCCAUUUAUCAGGUUGACAAGGUGCUGCUUCCUCUAGACCUUUUCGCCCCCAAGCCUCCUGCUCCGGCGCCAGCGCCACCAAAGGCUCAGAAGGAUGAAGGUGCAGAAGCUCCUGUAGCUCCGAAGGAUAUUUCUGGCUGUAUUAUGCAUGAUAAUUUGGCGAUCUUAGGAGUGAUUGGCGUGGUUGGUGCAAUAUUUUCUUUGUAACAGAAAAGCUUUGAGUUCUUCAAUGGUGGAAGAUUUUGGUGGCUGGGAUAAAGAGGAAGGUCGUUGUGCUUUGCAUAAUUGCCAUUUACUAUUUUGUCUCAAUCACUUUUCUAUGCUUCUAAGUUUGUGAAUAAUUUUGAGGGGUUUUCCUUCUUUUA
This is a messenger RNA of Manihot esculenta (cassava), 1102 nucleotides long. RefSeq names its product fasciclin-like arabinogalactan protein 12. Bases 138 to 944 code for a protein of 268 amino acids. The record is from RefSeq and is a predicted model, not a curated record. NCBI's taxonomy places the organism in Eukaryota, Viridiplantae, Streptophyta, Magnoliopsida, Malpighiales, Euphorbiaceae. The transcript has a single exon.